Molecule: messenger RNA, 2548 nt
Organism: Porites lobata
Lineage: Eukaryota; Metazoa; Cnidaria; Anthozoa; Scleractinia; Poritidae
Source: the annotation of a GenBank genome assembly
UUAUUAGGAAAGACUGAGGAUCUUAUCCAUUCCCUAAACGCACUUCAGUUCCUCAAUGGUCCUUCGUUUGUGUUCGCCAAUCAAAGUUUUGGCUGGCAGGAGUUUUGUGUAUUGUAUGCUGAACCUGAGAACAUUUCUACCAUACGGUUUGGCUGGGAUAAACUGGAACUCCGAAGUUACCUGUUUGAGAACCCAAAGGAUCCGAAGAAGCAGCGGUCACCUCCGACAGGCAUGCGUAGUGCUGUUCCCUUAGGAGGUCUUGGUAAGACACUGAUACCGUCAUUAGAGGCAGGUAGCGUUAUCCUUGUCUAGCCGACGGGCAGCAUCGACGUUGUUGCCCAUCUGCUGGACAAGGGUAACGCAGACUCUGCGAGACACAAUAGGCCGCUUCCGAGUUCCAAAAACCCUCACUUUCAAAAUGAGGUCAAGUACACAACCUUUCUUGUGAAAAUGAGUUUUAUUUGUAUGAGAAUGAAAAAUCAUCUCCAUAUCAAAGGCCAAGCGCUUAAUCACGUUUUGAUACUGAGGCCUGGGGGAACUCGGAAAUGGCCUAUUGGUAAGUUAUGAGCACGUUACAGACGGGUAAUAGGUAAAACUUACCUUUGAGUUUUCAGAACAAAGCGAGGGUCUUUUCAUGAACCAGCUAACAUAGCUAAAAACGUCCGACUGAGAAAGCAAACUCUUUUUAGUCGCUGAAUCAAGAAGCAUCUUCAGAAGAUCUUUUAGUUCCAUUUCCAUUGCAUUGUUUCACAUAAUUAAACAGCCCAGACAAUUUUCCAUGCAAAUAUUGCAAGUAAAUCAUAGAUUUGGAAAGCCGUCGUCCUUGUCACUUGGUUGUUAGAACAAACAAUUAAACAAAAACAAACCUCUAGUACAUACAGUACAAAUUUAAAGAUCUACAAUUACCUUUGUAAAUUAGUCCUAGUCAAUCUUAUUGGAUGGCCAUAAAUACUGGUGCCUGAACCUAUACCGUACCUUUAUCUUGUUGCAUCGGUUGUUAUUUAUGCAUACAACAUGACUUACGCACAUUCAUGGCCUUUUCUUGCAUUUUUAAAACAUCUCUUAUCGUCCUGCUUUUACUCCGACAAGGAUUACAAUUUUUUUUGUCGCAUGCCUCGCUAUAGAUCAUUUAAAACAGCGUGGGGGGCUUAACUGGUUGGCUGCCCAGAGUUGUGUUGUUAGUCUUAUGUGUCUUAUGUGACCUCAAACUUUCCUCAGACGUUUAUCCUCAACAUAACAUUUUCACUCCCGUUUAUGUUUUCGCUGUCUCGACUACGCCUAAUAAGUAGGUGAAAGGAGCGUUGCUUAGUUAUGACUUGCUGUACUAUGUUAUAUCUUUUAGGUACGGGAUCAUUUGAGCUUCGUGGAGAUGGCUCUAUCCACGAGUGGACCAUUGAAAACCAGACUCCGGCAGGCUCGGCCAAGCUUAACUUCGCAGCACUUGAAUUAGCUGUGUUCAGUGUCAGAGUAAAGACUGGGACGUCAAGUUCAGCAGCAUUGCUGCGCACCCACCCCCCGAUGGGUUACCCCGGUAAUUUAAUCAGCUUUCAAGACUUUAGUGCCAGAAGCAAUUCUUAAGGCUGCGCAUUCUAUUUCUUACAAUGUUUUCUUUUUUAAAAAUUCAUAUAAUUAUUUUAGUCAUUAGUGUCGUACGUAAUAAUCUAAAAGCCGCACCGCCCGUAAGUAACCGCCAGCUCCUAAUGAGAGUCGCAUUUGAAGCAAAAAUAUCACAAAGCGCCGGAUCCUGUCGAUGCAGCAGUUGUGGUUUUUGAUAUGGCUAAUGCUGAAAAGUUAAUACCACUGAUAUUGUUAUUGGUGUUAUUACAUUUAUUUAGACCUGGAAAGAAACACGGACCUUUUUUUAUUGCGUCCUUUAUAUAUUGUAUCGUUUUGUUUUUUCACAAAAAAAUCAAAGUAAUAAAACAAGGGAAAAUGACUUGGCACAGCUUCCCACCCAGAUGUUCUUAGGGUAUUGUCACGUGUUCCUUCCCCUCAAACUUUUGGGAGGAUUGCGUGACGAGCCAAAUUUGCAAAUAGAUAGUUCUAAAUAAGCGCCGCCCUCGAGUAGGCCCCCUACCGAAGAGUGAAAAAUUCGACAAACGCACGGGUACUCUUUCGUGUAUACUUGUAGGGUUUUCAAUAGUUUCCUUUUUCCCUACCAGGUGUCGAUUCAAUAGGAUAUUCUGGCUCCUACCCAGUUUCCAAGUUGACUAUUAAAGACCAACGGUUUGGAGACGUCUUAUUGGACCUUUUGGCCUUCUCAGCCCUGAAACCACGUGAUUACAAAACAUCUGCUACUCCGGCCAUUGCUUUUACGUUACGCAUCCAUAACCCAACCAGGAAGUCUGUUCAAGUAUCAUUUAUGUUAAAUCUGCCUCUAGGUAUACAACCAGACACAGUAAGACUUGGGAGACCUGACAAAACCAUCAAAAGUACGAAUGUUAUACAGUGCUCGAGGGCUUGUAUUGAAAACAAACAAUGCAUGUCGUGGCAAAUGGCCAAAGAAAACAAGACAUGUCAGUUGUUCUAUCAGGUCCCUCCUCAUGCU